This is a messenger RNA of Ogataea haglerorum, 738 nucleotides long. RefSeq lists its product as uncharacterized. The transcript has 2 exons. The record is from RefSeq and is a predicted model, not a curated record. Lineage: Eukaryota; Fungi; Ascomycota; Pichiomycetes; Pichiales; Pichiaceae. Bases 1 to 738 code for a protein of 245 amino acids.
AUGAGUCAGCCUACCGCUCCACAAAUAACCAAGACCUACGCCCGACGCCUGUACGCCCUGGCGUAUUCGCCAGCGUUCAAGGACUACACAGAGGUCUUGGACUCGUACAUGGACCACUGGCUCGAGGACGUCGAACACAUCGUCCCAGAGGUCAAGACGCUCAGAAUGCGCGACAUCAGAGACUCGCUGACCAGGCCCGUCGUGGACGCCUCGCUGUUCGUGGACAGAAACAUGCACGCUCUGUCGGUUGCAAUGAACCAGCGCGUUCUCGAGCCCGCCAGAAAAACAGCCAGCGACUUCAGGAAGGCGUACGCCCCGCUGUACGACACACAGGGCCGUGCGCUGCUGCGGUCGCAGCUGGACCCGGUGUUCAGGCCGCUGAACGAGCGACUGGUCCGGCUGGUGGGCGACGACGCAGGGACGGAGUACUCGAGCGAGCUCACGCACAGCCUCAGGCUUCUCUACGGUGUGGCUGAGCAGACGCGGCCGCGGAUUGCCAACAGCGUCGUGAGAAGCAGACAGCUGCCGCGCCAGGUCACCAGCCACCUCAAGGAGGUGUACGAGGCCAACAAGUCGAAGCGCGGCGAGGGCAGGCUGAUCGUGAUGAUCGCGUCGAUGGACACCGUGCGCGACCUGCUCAACGAGGGCUACAACGUGGUCAGUCCGGGGAAGGAGCAGGCGGAGCCCGAGGAGGCGGAGCCAGAGCGGGCAGAGCCGGAGCAGCCGGAGCAGCACUAA